Molecule: messenger RNA, 225 nt
Organism: Fukomys damarensis (Damara mole-rat)
Lineage: Eukaryota; Metazoa; Chordata; Mammalia; Rodentia; Bathyergidae
Product: anaphase-promoting complex subunit 13-like
Exons: 1
Coding region: 1-225 (74 amino acids)
Biological process (GO): protein K11-linked ubiquitination
Cellular component (GO): anaphase-promoting complex
Source: RefSeq, a predicted model, not a curated record
AUGGACAGUGAGGUACAGAGAGAUGGAAGGAGCUUGGAUUUGAUUGACGAUGCUUGGCGGGAAGACAAGCUGCCUUAUGAGGAUGUUGCAAUACCACUGAAUGAACUUCCUGAACCUGAACAAGACAACCGUGGCACCGCAGAAUCUGUGAAGGUGCAGGAAAUGAAGUGGACAGACUUUGCCUUACAGUACCUUCACGAGAAGGUCCCUCCCAUCAGAAACUGA